AUGGCAACUUGUCCCAAUGAACCUAUCGCAAUCAUCGGCAGCGGUUGCCGCUUUCCGGGAAGCGCGAGUAGUGCAUCUCGCCUCUGGGACCUGCUGCGAGACCCCCGAGACUGUCUGACUGAGAUCCCGAAAGACCGAUUCAACUGGGAAGGUUACCACUACGCAAACGGAGCACAUCAUGGAAGCAACUCAGCAAAAUAUACCUACUUUUUGGAGGAAGAUAUCCGCAAAUUCGACCCGCAAUUCUUCAACAUCCAGCCAGGAGAGGCAGAGGCAAUUGACCCGCAGCAACGAUUGCUCCUGGAGACCGUCUAUGAGGGGCUAGAGUCUGCUGGUUUGCCACUUGAAAGCCUUCAAGGUUCCUCGACAGCCGUUUAUGUAGGUAUGAUGAACUGCGACUACAAUGAGGUGAUGCAGCAUGAUAUAGAUUGCGCGCCGACCUAUGUGGUCACCGGUACCUCACGCAGCAUUCAUUCAAACCGUAUCUCCUACUUUUUUGACUGGCAUGGGCCAUCUAUGACUAUUGACACUGCGUGCUCUUCUAGCAUGAUGGCUGUUCACUUGGCUGUGCAGUCGCUCCGAAGUGGAGAGUCGUCGGUGGCUGUUGCCUGUGGUGCAAGUUUGAUUAUCACCCCCCAGAACUACGUCAUCCUCAGUAAUCUGAGCAUGAUUUCUCCCGACGGCCGUGCAAAGAUGUGGGAUGCAAGUGCAAACGGGUACGCCCGAGGCGAAGGUGUUGGCGCCAUUGUGUUAAAAACACUAAGCGCAGCAAUCGCAGAUGGCGAUCCAAUUGACUGCAUUAUCCGCGAAACCAGCGUCAACCAGGACGGCCGCACACGCGGUAUCACCAUGCCGAGCAGUACAGCCCAGGCGGACCUAAUUCGAAAGACAUACCAGCGGGCAGGACUGGAUAUCACCAAACGAGAUGAUAGACCUCAAUAUUUUGAAGCUCAUGGGACUGGGACAAUGGUUGGAGACCCGAGGGAGGCUGAGGCGGUGCAUAAUGCCUUCUUUGAUGGACGCGAGGAGGGCCUUGGGGAGGAUGAUGCCAUCCAUAUUGGGUCUAUCAAGACUGUCAUUGGCCACACCGAGGGUACUGCUGGUCUUGCCGGAUUGCUCAAAGCGGCUCUCGCGAUUAAAUAUGGCUAUAUUCCGCCAAACAUGCUGUUCAACCACCUGAACCCGGCGGUGGCACCUUAUGUAAAGCAUCUUCGCCUAGUUACAGCUCUGAAGCCAUGGCCAAUACUUGUCAGCGGUGCACCGAGACGGGCAAGCGUUAAUAGUUUUGGCUUUGGUGGUGCAAAUGGACACGCUAUCCUGGAAAGCUAUGAAGACACGAGGUGUGCUCACACAAAGUCUGACAAGCAAACAUCAACAGUGGCAACGCCAUUUGUGUUCUCGGCUCAAUCGGAGCGGACCCUCGUGUCAAUGCUACAGAACUUCUCCGAGUAUCUCAAGUCUUGUGCCGAGAUGGACCUGCGCAGUAUCGCUUCAACUCUGCAAUACAAACGAUCAACAUUCAGUGUGCGAACAGCAAUCACGGCACUCAGCAUGGAUGAUCUUCUAUCUAAACUGAAUACUAAGCUGUUGAGCUCGACGGAAACUCCGGUCGGUAUCAAGUCACCUCUCAAACAUGACGCACGAAUCCUCGGUGUUUUUACAGGACAAGGCGCACAGUGGGCGGGUAUGGGUCAGAAGCUACUUCAAACCUCUCCUAGAGCCCGUGAGAUAGUACAAGACCUGGAUAAUGCACUGGCAAGCCUUCCACAAGAGCACGACCGUCCUUCAUGGACAGUACAAGAAGAGCUUGUGAAGUCCCCAGAUGACAGCCGUAUUAGGGAAGCAGCCAUCUCCCAACCCCUUUGCACUGCCAUCCAAAUUUUGCUUGUUGACAUGUUACAUAGUGCCGGCGUCAAAUUACAUGCCGUCGUAGGGCACUCGUCUGGUGAAAUUGGCGCUGCAUACGCGGCUGGCUUCAUCACGGCAUCUGAUGCCAUCCGCAUCGCUUACUAUCGUGGCAUUUACGCAAAGCUCGCAGGUGGACAAGAGGGGCAACAUGGAGCAAUGAUGGCAGCUGGAAUAUCACCCAGUGAAGCCAAUGAGCUAUGUGCAGCACCCAAGUUCCACGGGCGUCUUUCAGUGGCUGCGUGUAACUCUUCUGCAAGCGUCACCAUCUCUGGAGACUAUGAUGCCAUUAACGAGGCGAAAUUGGAACUCGAUGAGCAUAAGAAAUUCGCCAGGGUGCUAAAAAUAGACACGGCUUACCACUCGCACCAUAUGCUACCUUGCGCAAAACCCUACCUUGAUGCAUUGCAAUCGUGCGAUAUUCGCCCAGUAUCACCCGUAAAGGAAGGCUGUUCACCCGUUUGGUUUUCUAGUGUCCAUGCUGGUGAGCUCAUGUCAAAAGCUCGCUCUGGGCUCUCCGGCGAAUACUGGGUCGCCAACAUGACACAGCCGGUUCUUUUUGCUGGCGCACUGGAGGCUGCACUUAGCACAACAGAGGGGGCAAUCGAUCUAGGAAUCGAAGUCGGCCCACACCCUGCCCUUCGAUCUCCCACUCUGCAAACAAGCCAGGACAUGGGCGUGACCAAGAUCCCAUACAGUGGAGUCCUAGCUCGGGGAAAAGACGAUCUCAGUGCGUUUUCAGAGGCACUGGGGAUGCUGUGGACCUACUGUGAGCGUGGCACAAUCGACUUCGCCCGCUUCGACCAGACGUUCUUCUCCAACGCAACCAAGGUAUCAUUUGUACGGGAGAUUCCAACCUAUCCAUGGGACCAUGAACAAUCCUACUGGUUCGAGUCUAGGAAGGAAAGGGCCGGGCGCAACCGACCUGGGCCGGUGCAUAGCUUACUGGGCGUUCGCUAUGGUGAUACCACAGAUACCGAGCUCAAAUGGCGAAACUUCCUCAUUCCCAAGAAGUUACCAUGGCUCUCCGACCAUCGUCUUCAGGACCGGGCGGUGCUUCCCGGUGCAGCAUAUGUGGUGAUGGCAUGUGAGGCGGCCUUAUUGAAGACGCAAGCUGGGAAGGUGCGACUUAUUGAGGUCAGUGACUUGACUAUUAAUCGGGCCAUCUCGUUCGACGAAGAGACCACAGGUAUUGAGGUCGUUUUUACCUUGUCAAAUUUUGAACAGACACGGAUAAACAGCGGCUCAGACAAGGAAACGUUUAGUGCGAACUGGAUGGUACAAUCUCCGACGAACAAGGAGACAGACAAGUUGGGCUUGGUUGCUAGUGGAUGUGUUUCAUUGCUCUUAGGUCCAUCAGAGCCUAGUGUGCUUCCGGGUCGUGCUUCGGAGGAUGCCCUGCCAAAUAUGGUUUCUGUCGAUGUGGAUGAAUUCUACACCGGACUUUACAAGCUCGGGUACGGGUAUACUGGGGAUUUCCGGUCUAUUUCCCGCUUGGAGCGCAAGAUGGAGCACUCAUCCGGUUGGUUUGAACCUCAAGCACCAAUUGAGGAUGCGAUUGUGCAUCCUGCGUUGUUGGACGUCGCAUUCCAGGCCUUGUUUGCGGCCGUUAGCUACCCCGGCGAUGGUGGGCUUUGGAGUCUACACGUGCCAACUGAAAUUCGCGCAGUCAGGAUCAAUCCAUACCAUUGCCACCAGUCUGAAAUACUUUCAUUUGAUGGCACUUUCCCGAAUUCCUCUCACACUGGAGACGUUACUAUAUAUACCAAUACAGGAGACGCUUUUAUCCAGGCCGAGUCCGUCUCUUCGGUGCCCUUCACAAAGGCGACCGAAGCCGACGAUCGCAACAUUUUCUCUGAAGAGGUCUGGGCACCGAUAGACCCCGAUGGGAGUUCUGUGAUAGAGGCACGAACUACAGCCGAGGACAUAGAGCGUGCCUAUGCAUGUGAACGAGCAGUCCACUUCUACUUGAAGAAACUCAGAUCGGAGGUGUCGGCCCUGCAAGAGCGCAAUGCCGCGUUGCAUCACCAAAAGCUACUGGCUUGGGCUGGCCACCUGAUUUCAGAGGUGGCCAGUGGUAAGCGACCACAUUGCGAGGCUGAGUGGGCAAGCGACACGGAAGAAGAGAUACAACGGAUAUUCGACAGAUACCCCGACGAUAUUGACUUGAAACUCAUCAAAUCCAUGGGACAAGCUUAUCCGUCUAUUGUUCGAGGCGAGACAAAUUCCAUGGAGCAUCUCGUCAAGGAUGACAUGCUGGACGCAUGGUAUACCGAAGGGCUCGGGUUUUCCGAUGCUAACGCCUGGACUGCGCGCCUUAUCAAGCAAAUCUCACAUCGGCAUCCUCACAUGAAUAUCAUUGACUUGGGAGCCGGCACUGGAGGGACAACCAAGAUCAUCCUCGACCAUCUUGGUCCUGCCUUCAAAUCUUAUACGUACACUGAUGUCUCGACAGCUUUCUCCGACAAGGCACAGGAGAGGUUUAGUGCCUUUGCUAACAGGAUGAUCUUCAAGUCCUUCAAUAUCAUGAAUGAACCAAAGAGCCAGGGAUACGAGGAGCACUCGUACGACCUUGUAGUCGCUUUGAACGUCAUUCACGCUGCCAAGGAUAUGGGAGAAGCCCUACGGCAUGUUCGCUCACUGUUAAAGCCAGGUGGAUACUUAAUGCUUCUCGAGCUGACAGACCCGCAGCCUAGCCGAAUCGGGUUCCUGAUGGGUGGUCUCCCUGGUUGGUGGCAUAGCCAGGGAGAAAACAGGAUGUGGGCGCCAACAUUAUCCACGGCGCAGUGGCAUUCUCUAUUGCAGAGAACAGGGUAUUCGGGACUUGAUACACUUGCCAUGUUCGCCCAAGAUAGAGUUGCCUAUCCCUUCUCGGUCUCUGUCACGCAGGCAGUUGAUGAUCGUGUUGCUUUCCUUCGACAGCCCCUUUUUUCGAGGACUACGGAGGUACCGGGCGCAGAAAUGGACGAUCUUCUCAUUGUUGGAGGAGCAACGCUAGAGACUGCCAGGCUGUCCACAGAUGUCCAAUCCAUGGUUAGCCAGCGUUUCCGCAUGAUAACAACGAUCGAGACACUGGAGGAAGUUAAUGGCCUCUUUGGAGAUGAUGACCUACCGACCACAAUCCUUGUACUGACUGAGUUGGAAGCCCCCAUUUUCAAGGGGAUGACUGCCAGUCGCCUACAGGCCGUGAAGGCGCUCUUCACAAAUUAUCACAAUUUGCUCUGGGUCACCCGUGGUUGCAAGAGUACAAAACCCUACAACAAUAUGACGAUUGGACUAGGUCGGUCUGCCAUCAAUGAGCAAAAGGAACUCCGACUACAGUUCCUCGAUGUUGAAGAGAGCUCUACUACAGUAGGACUGGACGCUCGGCGUCUGUCUGAGAUGCUCUUGCGUCUCCGUGUCACUCAACUCUGGGAACGCGAAGGCCUUCUUGACCAGAUCCUGUGGACGACUGAGCCUGAAUUUUGUAUGAGCAAAGAUAAUCGUCUGUUGGUUCCACGACUGUACCAACAGAAGGCCCAAAAUAAUCGGUACAACUCCAAGCAGCGACAGAUAUCGUAUGAAGUCUCACCGGCCACCGACAGGGUCUCCAUCGCUUACUCGGAGCCAUUAAAAGUUUUCAGACUUCUCACCGAAACCGCCCCCAGGGUUCCUUUGUCCCAAGUGCACUUUGUAUCUAUGCAGGUGCUGUAUUCCACUCUCUCGGCGCUCAGGCUGCCAGGCGGGCAGUAUCUCUUCCCUGUCAUCGGCAGGUGUAUAGACACCAAUGAAACCGUCUUUGCUCUUUCAGCGUCAAAUACAUCGCUUACUGCGGUCCCAAAGGAGUAUGUUGUCUCCGUCAAGGUGGCAUCUGGUGAAGAGAAAAUUCUACUUCUUCGACUGGUCUGGGAGUUAACGGCCCAUGCUACCAUCUCUAAUGCCACCGCAGGCGAAGUAAUCUUGACUCUGGGAGUUGGCACAGAGCUCCUCGAGAUUCUACGAUCUCAUGCCGAUCAGCGCGGUAUAUCCAUACUUGCAAUUACCGAUGACCCGCGGUUCAAGGGGGAUGUCCGACACAUUUUCAUCCACCCUCUGGGGUUUAAAAAAGUGCUGAAGGCUAAAUUGCCCUCUAAUAUAUCGUCAUUCCUGAAUCUGUCCUCCUCAGACCCCACUAAGAAUAGCUUGCAUAUGCGUCUGACCUCCGCUCUUCCGGCAUUCUGCCAGGUUCACACUUCAACUACAUUGUUUUCACCAACUUCCCUUUUCUCAAGUACCUAUGUUCAGGGUGCAUUACAAUCCUUCCUGCAUGAUUUGCUUGCGGGAGUGCCGCAAGAGGCAUAUCAAGGAGUUUCUGAUAAAUACGGACCUCACGCCGAUAGCCUCACGCGUACCAUCAGACAAGUGCCCCAGCUUAGCCCAGCAGAUGAAGAAGUAUUUGCCAUCGUCGACUGGCAUUCCGAUAAUACUGCUCUCGUUGAGGUCGCACCAGUGGAUCAUGGAAUCUCGUUCCUAGCAGACAAGACAUAUCUCCUUGUUGGACUAACCGGAGAUCUCGGACAGUCGCUUUGCGAAUGGUUCGUCAAGAAUGGAGCUAGGAAUAUUGUUUUGACCAGUAGGAAUCCCAAAGUUGAGCAAAAGUGGCUUGAUAUCAUGGAGGCUGCCGACGCGACCGUCAAAAUAUGUGCGAUGGAUGUCACAAACAAGGCAUCAGUAACAGCCGUCUACGAGGAGAUCCGUCAGAUCCUUCCGCCCAUUGCUGGAGUGGCAAAUGCAGCCAUGGUUAUGCAAGAUAUCAUGCUAUCGAACAUGGAGCUUGAUGAUCUAAUAACUGUGAUGAAGCCCAAGGUGGACGGCAGUCAGUAUCUUCACGAGGUGUUUGGUGACAAUCAUCCACUCGACUUUUUCAUUUUGUUUUCUUCACUGAGCUAUGUGCUUGGGAAUGGUGGACAGAGCAGUUAUGCUGCGGCCAAUGGCUACAUGGCAUCAUUGGUGGGCCAGAGAAGGGCACAAGGACUGGCCGGCUCUGUCAUGCACAUUGGCGCCAUUAUUGGAGCCGGAUACAUUACGCGCGCUGGUCAGCUGAAGUCCGGGGAUUUAGCUGCGUUUGGAUCCUACCCUCUCUCGACCGCGGACUUCCAUCAAAUAUUUGGGGAAGCUGUGCUGGCUAGUCCUCCUCACUCGGGGCGAAAGCCAGACAUUGUCACUGGCCUUCGAGUGAUCGACCCGGAGAUCGAUGAUCGCGUGCUCUGGCGGUCGAACCUCAAAUUCUCCCACUUCUUGAAGUUCGAAGAACAGAUGAAGACCAGUGGGGAUACGAAACGGUCCGUGGCGCCUGUCAAGGUCCAGCUGGCCGAGGCGACAACCACAGCGCAGGCUAGGAAAAUCAUCCAAGAAUGCUUCUCCGCCCGAUUGGUUGUUCUGCUUCAACUCAAAGCGGAUGAUAUGGACGACAAUGUCGCUCUUGUUGAGCUCGGAGUAGACUCUCUCGUCGCAGUCGAGGCACGAUCCUGGUUUACAAGGCACUUAAACGUCGAUGUCUCCGUCUUGCGUAUUCUGGGAGGCGCAUGUGUCGUUGACCUUGUGGAGGAUACACUGGGACGCAUAGGAUCGGAGCUCCUUCCCAAAGUCAAGUCCGCCGUGGAUGAGGAACAGCCGGUAGUUAUCCACAAGAUCUCGACAGAAGAUGAAGGAUGCUCCAUUGGCCAUGCCUCGUCUUCGGUUCCAAUCGUAGAAUUGACUGACGACACUAUUUCAUCUCAGGAUGACCGUGAUACGCCAAUAACCCCCGACUCAGAGCUCGAUGAGAAUCAGAUAAAAUUUGAGCCUGUUGUGGUUAGAAAAGAGCAGAUGUCCUACGCCCAGUCCCGUUUCUGGUUUUUGCGACACUCCUUGGAAGACAAAACCGCAUUUAAUAUCACUUUCUCGCAUAUCCUGACAGGCAAUGCUAAUCUUGAGGAGCUUGGCAAGGCCAUCAAAGCAGCAGCUAACAUGCACGAAGGCCUUCGUACAUCCUUCUUUGAAGAGGGUAAUGUCCCGAUGCAGGGGAUUAUGCAAGCGUCCCCUUUAUAUCUCGAGAGUCGGAAUAUCCAUUCCGAAGACGAGGCCAAGGCCGAGUACGACCGACUAUGUCAUCACGUCUAUAACCUUGAAACAGGGCAAUCGAUGCGAGUCAUUCUGUUAAAAAUGUCAUCUAGCAAGCACUAUUUGAUUGUAGGAUAUCAUCAUAUUGCCAUGGAUGGAGCCGGAUUCGUCGGCUUCCUACAUGAAGUGAUGCGCAUCGGCGGAGGAGAGUUACUGCCCACGCCAAUCCAAUAUGCCGACUAUUCCCGACAGCUCAGGGAGGAUGUUGAGGGUGGGAAACUGGAUCAACAGUUGUCUUACUGGCGCAAGCAGUUUGGUGACGACAAUCCUCCACCACCGGUUCUUCCUCUACUACCCUUUUCCAAAGUCAAAGUCCGGUCACCCCUACGGUUAUAUGCAUCCAGCUCCACUAGCGUGAGAAUUGACCCAGUUCUUGUUGGGCGUAUAAAACGGAGAGCUCGGAACUUUCAGGCCACUGCCUUUCAUUUCUACCUGGCUGUUUUCAGAACCAUGCUGUUCCGGCUUUUAGAUGUGGAUGACCUGUGCGUCGGUAUUGCUGAUUCCAAUCGCCUUGAUUCUGAACUACAGAGAACAAUGGGGAUUCUUGUAAAUCUUCUACCAUUGAGAUUCAAGUCACCACAGCUAUCGACGAUGACAUUCGGCGACGCUGUCAAGGAAGCCAGUAAGACAGCAUACAGCGCCCUUAAGAAUUCAAGAGUCCCCUUCAAUGUGCUGUUAGACAAUCUCACAGUGGAUAGAUCGUCCUCGUAUCAUCCGCUCUUCCAGGUCUUCUUUGACUACCGACCGGGUAUCCCGGAGUCCUGGAAGAUGGGCGACGUCAACGUGCAGAGGCUAGACUGGUCUUAUGGAAAAAGCGCAUACGAUAUAACUCUCGACAUCAUGGAAAACACGAGUGGAACUGCAUUUAUCACAAUAAACGCACAGGAGUACUUAUACGGCCAGCUGGAAGUGGACAUUAUGAUAAAGGUCUUUGUCAACCUCCUUGAGGCUUUCUCGCGCAAUCCAGCUCUGCAUCUCAAUGAACCACCCCUCUUUAUUGAAUCGGACACUCAGGCUGCGCUUACUCUUGCACGAGGCCCAAAUCUUCCCUCAGACUGGCCAGAAACACUGUCCCACCGUGUGGAGGAGAUCGCACAAAUCCAUGGCGAGAGGGUUGCCGUUAGGGACGAAAGGGGGAAUCAAUCCACCUACCAGGGGAUAAUGGAAGAAAUGCAUCAGAUUGCCAAUGCGCUGUUUAAAGCCGGAGUCAACUGUGGUGAUCGGGUGGCCUUGUUGCAGCAACCUACCACGACGACCAUCGCCACAAUCCUAGCCAUUAUGCACUUGGGAGCAGUGUAUGUACCUCUGGAUCUUCGCAGUCCCACCCCACGGCUGGUGUCAAUAUUAAAGGACUGCAAGCCACGCAUUAUCGUGUAUCACACCGCCACUGAGGAGGAUGCCUCUGCCUUGACACUCGACGAUUCCAUGAGCGUGGAAAUGAUCAACACCUCCACGGUGACUUCCGGAAUCAAGGAGGCUGUAAUUAACAGUGCCUCACCCAAUGCCGAGGCAGUCAUCUUGUAUACGAGCGGCUCUACCGGAACACCAAAGGGGGUCAUUAUGACCCAUUCCUCUAUCAGAAACGUGAUCGAAGUUCUCACAAAGCAAUUUAAUCUCGGUUCUGAGAUAGUUCUCCAACAAAGCGCACUCACCUUUGACCUGUCUCUCAACCAGAUAUUCGUGGCUCUUGCAAAUGGCGGCACACUGCAUGUGGUCGAUCAGUCUCAACGUGGCGACGCCAUGGAAACCACCCGAUUAAUCAAAGAGGCAGGUAUUACCUACACGAUGGCGACUCCGUCUGAGUACUCUUACUGGAUUCGCUAUGGAGCCAGCGAUCUCCAACUCGCGCAGGGUUGGAAUUUGGCAUUUAGCCUGGGCGAAGAGCUCAAACCUAGACUUGUGGAAGAGUUCCGUUCCCUCAACAACCCAAAUUUGCGCCUGAUCAACACGUAUGGUCCUGCAGAAAUCACAGUGCAUUCCCAUGCCAUGGAAAUCCCAUACAUGGACCUCGCGCUGAGCCGGAUUCCGGUGGGACACACUUUGCCAAACUACUCGGUUUACAUCGUCGAUGAAUCCCUCAAGGCUGUACCGCUGGGCAUGCCUGGCGAGAUUUGCGUGGGUGGUGCCGGUGUCAGCCAAGGUUACCUCAACCUGGAUGCCCUGACAAAAGAAUACUUCGUGCCAAACCCAUUUGCACCCUCUGAUUGGGUUACCAAGGGCUGGGACCGGAUGUAUCUCACUGGCGACCGUGGCAGGCUUCGAAAGUUAGACGGUGCUCUUCUCUUCGAUGGACGGAUGGAGGGUAGUACUAAGAUCAAGCUACGCGGUCUACGAAUCGAGCUUGGGGAGGUGGAACACGCUAUCCUGAACGCUGCUGCACCUGCCAUUGACGAGGUCGUGGUCUCCUUACGAGGUGAAGGCAAUGAUUCCGACGAGUUUCUGGUAGCUCAUGCGGUCUUCUCUCGACACCAAGAGCAUGGCAUUGUGGGUGAAGACCGAUAUGACUAUCUUAUUCGGCUGUUGAACAAGCUACCUCUUCCACAAUACAUGGUACCUGCGAUGAUUAUACCCAUCGAUUUUAUGCCGUUGACAAGCCACAACAAGAUCGAUCGCAAAGCCAUCGCGGCCAUGCCUCUGCCGAUGACAGAUAUUGGUCGCGAUAUCAAGGUUGCGUUACAAUUAACGCCCCUGGAGUCGGAACUAGUCGGAGUCUGGGAGACAGUGAUCUCCAAGAACUUGGGCAUGGUUUCAUCGCCUGACUUGAGCUUCUUCCACGCAGGAGGUAACUCCUUGCUUCUCAUUCCUUUGCAGUAUAUGAUCAAAGACAAUUUCCACGCAUCGUUGGCCAUGGUAGACUUUGCAGAGGCACAUACUAUUCGGAAAAUGGCGGCUCGUCUAGAGCAGACGCAGUCUGCAAAGCUGAUCGACUGGGAAGCCGAGACAGAUGUCCAUCUCGAGAGCCUAGUAUCCUCCACACAAAGUGAUAAAGAGGCCAUAGUCCCAGAAAGGAGAAAUGGUAAGGAUCUACGUGUUCUCUACACCGGCGCCACGGGCCACUCGGCGAGGUAUGUUUUGGAUAAAUUGGUAGGAGAUGAGCGGGUCUCCAAAAUCUACUGCGUCGCUGUUCGAUCUCUGAGCAAACUGUCAAAUGGAUCGGAGAAGAUCAUCCAGUUCCCGGGAGACCUUCUCGAUGUGCGACUCGGGUUGACAGAAGAGCAAUUCGACUUCCUCGCCAGCGACGUAGACGUUAUUUUCCAUGCCGCCGCAAACCGUUCUUUCUGGGACAACUACCAAGUCAUGAGAUCAGCCAACGUACUGCCGGCGCACACCCUUAUCAACCUGGCUAUUUCCCGGAAAAUUCCCAUCCACUUUAUGUCUUCUGCCGCCGUUCAUCUCUUCGGCGACAUGCCAGACGGGGAAGACUACCCUGAGAUACAGGCAACAUACCCCCCACCAGCGGACGGCAAAGACGGUUAUCUAGCCUCGAAAUGGGCAGCAGAAAAGAUUUUCGAAAACGCAUCGAGUCACUUUGGGAUCCCUAUAUACAUUCACCGCCCAGGCCCAGUACGGGACCAAGUACAGCAACAAGGUCGUCUCUCGAAAGAGACUGUAUUUGCCGAGUUCAUGCGUGUUGCUCAAGAACUUCAAAUGAAUGUCCCCAAAGGCGGCAUCAAGGGAGAGAUCGACCUUCUCGAACUGACAGGGCUAUCCGAUGUGCUAAGCGACUGUAUCGUCAGAAGCACCGGUCAAGAGUCCGAAGACACGGGUGGGCAGUCCGGUUUGGUGCGAUACUUGAACCAUCACGCUGAUAUGAAAUUGCAGUUGGACGAAUGGGAGGCAUAUUUUGAGGAGCACAAAGGCGAGCUCUCUCAAGUAAAGGCGACAGAGACACAUCAUGCGACAGAGUGGAUUGGGAGGGCGAAGAUGAUUGGAUUCCCUUAUAUGUUGUCAGCGCAGAAUUUUGACUUGACGGGGGAGAGUAGGUUGCCGAUUCUACAGAGGAGGUGA
This is a messenger RNA of Penicillium hordei, 12033 nucleotides long. RefSeq names its product lovastatin nonaketide synthase. NCBI's taxonomy places the organism in Eukaryota, Fungi, Ascomycota, Eurotiomycetes, Eurotiales, Aspergillaceae. The transcript is spliced from 5 exons. Gene Ontology annotation, molecular function: 3-oxoacyl-[acyl-carrier-protein] synthase activity; phosphopantetheine binding; fatty acid synthase activity. The record is from RefSeq and is a predicted model, not a curated record. Gene Ontology annotation, biological process: fatty acid biosynthetic process; secondary metabolite biosynthetic process. The coding region runs from base 1 to 12033 and encodes 4010 amino acids.